AUGGCAAGCGCUUAUGUGAGCUUGAAACUUUUGAUAGAUUCAAAAGAACAAAGGGUGCUUUUCAGUGAAGCAGACAAGAAUGUGAUCGAUUUCCUCUACAACCUUCUAACCCUCCCUCUUGGGACUGUGAUUAGACUGCUCAAAAAGCAAGGCAUGGUGGGUUGCUUGGGAAAUUUGUACGAGAGCGUUGAAACUCUGAACGACACGUAUUUGCAGACUUACAAGAGCAAAGAUGUCCUUUUGAAGCCCAAAGACUCAUCCUUUCGUUCCACCUUGCUUUUACCUAACCUUGAUUUAGAUUAUUUACCUGCUGCAGCAACUACUACCAUCUAUUUGUGCAAAUCAUCUGCUAAUUAUGCUGACUGCCGUUGUUCAGUUUCUGAUAGUCCUAAUGCGAUUUGUCCAACAUAUAAGCGUUACAUGAGCCAAGUGGGCACGUUUGUGAAGCCAGCAAGUGCAAGUGCAAGUGCAAGUGCAAGUGCAACCACACAGGUAGUGGCCACUGGGGAAGACGAGGGGGGAUUUGUGAAAGGUGUGGUGACUUAUAUGGUGAUGAACGACUUGACUGUGAAGCCCAUGUCCACCAUUUCAAGCAUAGCCCUUUUGAACAAGUUAAAUGUUAAGGAAGUUGGUUCUUUGAAGGAAAAAGUUGUUACUUUCGGUGUCGAUGAGGGUGUGAAAUUGUUGAAGGCCUCUCUUCAUUCCAAGACUGUUCUCACCGAUGUCUUCAUGGAAAGGAAGCUGACUAUUUGA
Momordica charantia (bitter melon) is the source of this 753-nucleotide messenger RNA. RefSeq lists its product as uncharacterized. NCBI's taxonomy places the organism in Eukaryota, Viridiplantae, Streptophyta, Magnoliopsida, Cucurbitales, Cucurbitaceae. The record is from RefSeq and is a predicted model, not a curated record.